AUGGCUCUUGUCACGGAACACAGUCGCCAUGGCAACAACCCCUUCAGAAUCCUCAGCGGCUGGUGUCGUCAUGGUGACGUCGAGCAGAAUGUGCUGGCCCUGAACGUGCUGUUGCUAGGCGACAGGCAGAGUGGGAGGAGCUCCGUGGGGAAUGCUCUGAUUGGUGGAGAGGAAUUCCAAACAGGUACCUGCAUUUCUGGCACUUCCAUGACGACGGAGCACCGGCUCCGAAGCCGAAAUUUCCAGAGGUAUUUCAGGAGACAGGGGGCGGAGUCUGACCUAGUGUUGAGAGUGGUUGACACGCCCCCUCCAAUGCCCCGCCCAAAGAGCGUGCACGAGCUCUGCCCUGAGGGCGUGCACGUACUUGUGCUCGUUGUGAGAGCUGACCUGCCGCACAACAACACACACCUGGUGGAGCAGGUGGAGACUCUUUUCGGCCCAGAAUGGCGUUGUCACGCUUUACUCGUUCUCACACACGCUGAUCACCUGAAGGAGGCGGGGCUUCAGCCGGCAGGUUACCUAUCACAGACCAGUGAUUGGCUGAGAGCUCUGGCUGAAGGGGUGGAAGGAGGAGUCUUGUUCUUGGAGAACAGCUGUGACUGGCCGUCAAUCAGAGGACGACCAUUAAGAGACCGACUGCUCCGCCUCUCAGCCCGGAACCAUCACAGAGCUCUGACAGUCAGGACGGAGGUCUCACUCUGA
Cottoperca gobio is the source of this 702-nucleotide messenger RNA. RefSeq names its product GTPase IMAP family member GIMD1. The transcript is spliced from 3 exons. The coding region runs from base 1 to 702 and encodes 233 amino acids. Gene Ontology annotation, molecular function: GTP binding. The record is from RefSeq and is a predicted model, not a curated record. NCBI's taxonomy places the organism in Eukaryota, Metazoa, Chordata, Actinopteri, Perciformes, Bovichtidae.